UUGAGACUCAUCAUGUUGCUCUCUUUGGUGCUGCUUUGGCUUCUGGUCGGGGGUUCACAAGCAUCUCAUUUUCUAGGCACCGUGAUGACCUAUUACCCAAAGGAAACUCUUGCAAAUGGAUCAAUCUCAGUGAUCCUUCGCUACAAGCUCAAUUUUGCCCGUUGCAAACAUAGUGAUACAUGGGAAUGCUCUGGCAACUGUGGAAUAGAGACCCAGACCCUUGCGUUAUCUGUGGUUGAGGAGGAAACGAUGUUGGACAGCAGCUGGUGUCAGAGAGAAGGGGAAAUAACUCAUCUGCUCCCCAACAAUACAGGAUUUCAGACUGUGUUGGCGGGUAGUGGUUGGGUCACUAACACCCAAAAUGGUGUUUCCUUCUGGUUAGCUGUGACUGAUGUGGAACUGAGAAACCGUUCGGACAUUGAAAAACCAAACUCAUCCCCACAGUCAACCAUUCUCCCAGCUCUGAGAUUUCCCUCAAACUGUGCCAAAAAUAUAAAUUUCUUAGCUUUCGACCCAGAUGGAGAUGAAGUUAAAUGCAGAUAUGGAAGCACGUCAGAUUCAGAGUGUAACCCAUGCACGCCCCCAUCUGUCCUCAGCCUCUCAUCCUCUUGUUCUCUGUCAUUCAGCCCAACUAACAGCACUCUUAACAGUAGUACUGAGCUUCUAUAUGCGGUCCAGUUGGUGAUGGAGGACUUUCCCACACAGAGCAUUACUUUGACUCAAACUGAUGGUUCACAGGAGGUGAAAACUACCACUGAUGCCAUCAGCAAGAUUCCUUUACAGUUUGUUUUGAGAGUGGGCCCUACAAUACCAUCCUGCACAGAGGGUCUCUACCUGCCUAGAUUUCUUUUUUCAACUCCAGAGAACAGAGCUCAGCUUUUCAGCACCGUUGGUCAGGUUCUGGAAAUAAGCAUCAGAGCAGAGGCAAAUAUGUCUGUAAUUACCAACCUCCUGUAUAGCGGGCCUUACAAUGUGGUGAAGAGGUCAUUGGGAUCAGGAAGCUUCUCUCUGAGUUGGACACCAUCUGCAACAGAAGUUGGACAGAAUCAUCCCAUCUGUUUUACCGUGCAGGCAAAUGUAUCCAAUACUUUCUAUGACUCUGAACUUCGGUGUGUUAUUGUAACGGUUGGAAACGCCCCAUCACUAUCUACAGCAGGACCAACUUCAUCUGUGCCUUUAUCUACAGAGAGCUCAACAGAAUUAAACACAACUACACCAAGUACCGUAAAUGCUACUGCUAAUUCCACCACCCUAAUCUCAACUCGAAAUGCUACUACAAGCAUCACCCUUGCCCUGAAUACAACUACUUCAACAAAUGCAACACAGAUAAUCUCAACAUUAGCUGGAACAACUUCUGAUCCAGGGCCAGGAUAUGUUAUUGCUCUGAAUAUGAAGAUCUCCACCACACUUUCUUUAAAGGAUGAUUCUGAUACCAUCAUAGCACUGAUUAAAGAAAAACUGGUUCAAGAAGGGUUGCCUUCCUCCAUAACUAUUCGCCCCUUGAAUACAACAGCAAGUCCCUAGAGGAGCAUCAAGAAGCAGUAACUGGGCUAUGUGGGGAUAUAUAUAUAUUUCCAGAGGUCGAGAAAAAUCUACAAAAAUCAUGAAUACAUAUAAUCUGUUUUAUUCUUUGCCUAGCCUUUGUCAUCCGUGUAUCCAUCCAUCCAUCCAUCCAUCCAUCCAUCCAUCCAUCCAUCCAUCAUCUGAUCUAUCUUGUCUUUGCGGGGUUAGAUGGGCACUGUGUUAAGGGGCUAGCUUUGUCUAGCAGACAUUUGACUAGUGGCAGGGUAAAUCCUGCACAGGUUGUCAGUCAUUCCAGGUUAUUACAGAAACACACAGGACAAUAAAACAAGGCUGCUCCACACAUACUUGAUGACAGUUAAGAGAGAACAGUUGACCUAGCAUACAUGUUUUGUACUGUGGUAGGAAUAUAGAGUGUAUUUCUUUUCUUUUGACAUAUAUCAUAUCAAUACUCUAAUAUUCAUGUCUAGAAAAUGAAGCGAAUAAAAACA
Molecule: messenger RNA, 2012 nt
Organism: Cyprinodon tularosa
Lineage: Eukaryota; Metazoa; Chordata; Actinopteri; Cyprinodontiformes; Cyprinodontidae
Exons: 11
Coding region: 13-1524 (503 amino acids)
Source: RefSeq, a predicted model, not a curated record